Messenger RNA from Oncorhynchus kisutch (coho salmon), 5569 nucleotides. Its product is annotated as phosphatase and actin regulator 4A. Gene Ontology annotation, biological process: actin cytoskeleton organization. The coding region runs from base 433 to 3813 and encodes 1126 amino acids. The record is from RefSeq and is a predicted model, not a curated record. NCBI's taxonomy places the organism in Eukaryota, Metazoa, Chordata, Actinopteri, Salmoniformes, Salmonidae. The transcript has 13 exons. Gene Ontology annotation, molecular function: actin binding.
UCACUCUCUCACCUCCUGUAAACUUUGCCCCUGAAAGAUCUGCAGUGAGGAAUGACCGGCAUCUGAGACUGCUGGUAUGCUGCUGCCUUAUAACUGGCAUACUUUAUUUAUGAAGUCAGCUAGACAGACAGGAAGGAAGGGAGGAGGGGCUAGCUUCAAACAGAGUGAGUUAGCGAGUGUGUGAGAGAGAGCAAGACCAAAACACACAGAGCAAUGGGCAGGGCAGGACUAGAAAGAAAGAGAAAAAGAGGUAGAGAACGAUGUGAGCCGAGGAAGUAGGAGUGUCUUGGGUUACAGGAGCGUUAAGGCGGUUGUGUUUGUUGGCGAGGAUCGUAGCUGGGAUCUAUUUUUUCCUCAGUGUGUCUGUAUCCCUCCUCCCUGCCGUGGACCCCAGGAGAGGUAGGGGCUGGUGGGACAGGGGCGUGGGGUAGCAUGGGACAGAAUGCCAGCAACGCUGAGACAGUGCCCCAGCAACACCAACAGCAACCUGCUCAACACAACACCGAUGAUGAGGUGGACUUGCAGCAGAGUACGACAGGGAGUGAGGGGGGUGACUCAUCAGGUGGAACCCCUCCCUCCAAACGCAAGGGCAAGUUCUCCAGCUUCGGGAAUAUGUUCAAGCCCUGGAAGUGGAGGAAGAAGAAGAGCAGCGAGACCUUUCUGGAAACCUCAAUAGUGUUGGAGAGGAAGAUCUCAGUAAGGAGACCUCGUCAGGAGCUGAUUGACAGAGGAUUGCUGAAAGAACUGCCGGAGAAUGAGGGAAACGACGUGAACCAUUCCAAAGGUCUGGUGGUGAAGAAUGGCCAGCCAGUACCUAUGGAUGUUGACCGGGUCUCAGAGUCAGGGAUCAGGGUGUCCCGGGGGGAGGCAGGCCCAGGGCUCAACCCCACCUGGCUACCCCAGGGAGAGGACCCACGGCGGGGCAGCGUCCCUUCAGACGACCCACGGAGCAGGAGCCGGGUACCCUCUGACGCCUCGCGCUCCAACCGAGCCCCACUGGACGUAGACUCACACGCCAGGCUGUCGGUCAUAGAUCUGGAGAGACGGAGUAGAGUGCCGUCUGAUGUGUCAGAGAGGAGAGCAGGGUCACUACCGAGAGGACCUGCUCCCGAGGAGGGGAGGCAACGGAAAGAGGAUAAAGAGGACAAGCGAGAGGAGAGGAGAGACGGGAAAGAGGAGAGGCGAGACGGGAAAGAGGACAAGAGAGAGGAGAGGCGAGAUGGGAAAGAGGACAAGAGAGAGGAGAGGCAAGACGGGAAAGAGGACAAGAGAGAGGAGAGGCGAGACGGGAAAGAGGCCAAGAGAGAGGAGAGGCGAGACGGGAAAGAGGCCAAGAGAGAGGAGAGGCGAGACGGGAAAGAGGACAAGAGAGAGGAGAGGCGAGACGGGAAAGAGGACAAGAGAGAGGAGAGGAGAAAUGAGAGAGAGGAGAGGAGAGAUGGGAAAGAGGACAAGAGAGAGGAGAGGAGAGACGGGAAGGAGGAGAGGAGAGACGGGAAGGAGGAGAGGAGAGACGGGAAGGAGGAGAGGAGAGACGGGAAGGAGGAGAGGAGAGGUCCUCAUGAUGAGAGGGAGGAGAGAGAGAACAGGGAAAAGAGAGACCGGCGAGAGGAGAGGGAAAGGAGGGACAGAGAUGAUCGAGAGAAGAGCAAAGAGGGGGAGAAGAGAGGACAAAAAGAUGACAGAAGAGAGGGAAAAGAGAGAAGAGAUGAUCGUGAGAAAAGAGACGACAGGAGAGAUGACCGGGAAAGAAAAGAUGACCGGUACAAGAUAAUUGUUCGUGAAAAGGCAGACGAAAGGAGAGAUGAUGGGCAACAAAGGGGGGAGGAGAGCGAUAGGAGGCGGAGUCCUCCUAGGCCUGCUAAACCAGAGACCCUCUUGAGACCUUUUGAAGAGGGUCGUCCUGUGGUCAGACUUCACUCUGAGAUGGAGCUAAGGCAGAGUCUCCAGAAGACCUCCUCAGAGGACCUCCAUAGCAGGGUCCGUCCUGCCUCUGAGGCUUACCGCGGGAGCACCCUGCCCAGGUACAUGCCAUCUGAGGAGAUCAAAGGAGGGGAGACCCGCGGACGAGCAGAGUCCACUGGUGUCCGCUUCGCCCCUGUCCACACCCCAGAUCCUGACUCCUCCCGUAGAGAGCCGCCUCCUACCAAACAGGCCAUGCUCCCUCCUAAGAGCCACCCCACUAUCACCACCUCCACGGAGCCUGUCCGGACCUCCACCCCACCCUCCUCCUCUACCUCCCCUGCUGUAGCAGUGGCCAAGCCCGCCAGGACUGUCUCCCUGAUCAUCAGUGAUGACCCUCCUCCCACCCACUCCAACCCUGUCCCCCCUGUACGUUCCAGCCAGGUACCCCCCUCCUCCACCACGUGGGAAUCGGCCACUCCUCCCCCCGUACCCCCCCAUGCCAAGCAGCCACCUGUACCCCCACCCAAACCCACCAACCGCAACAGCAACCCUGCUCUGCUUGCGGAGCUCUCUCAGGCUGGCAGUGGAAUCAUCGUUGUUCCUGCCCCCACCAGGCGCUCUCCUCCCACUCCGCCCAAGAGGAUGACCCCCGUCACCAAGCACUCUGGCGACCCGUCCCCUGAGCCAGAGACCUCGGGCCCCACUGGUUCUGUCCCUGUCCCAGUCCCCAUACCUACUGUCUCUGUACCCCCCAGCACAGACCGAGACGACACCAGGGACACCCUCAGAGCAGUAGGGUUCCAACUACCCACCUCUGACCCUGCACCAGCACCCCGACCUCUGUCCCAUAUACCGAUGUCCACUCCCAGCUCCCACCCCCACUUACAGCUCCCCAACCCUGCCUCCGCACCCCUCCCGGUCCCACUCCCCUUCCCUCAGAAGGACCCUCCCAGCCCCACCACAGAGCCGCCCAGCCACCCCCCAGCCUCAGUCCCAGCCAUCCCCCUUCACAUCCUGAUCCAGCGGGCCCUGUGCUCCCCUAGCCUGGCUCAGGCUAACCCAGAUGGGUCCCAAAGAGCCCACUCCAUGCUGUUUGAGUCCCCCCCAGAGUUCCUCACUGAGGCUGGAGGCCGACGCUCCCUACCCGUCACCAUAGAACCCCUCAGACUACCUGAGGAUGAUGACUUUGACAUGGAGGAGGAGUUGGAGAAGCUUCACCCCAGAAGGAUGCUUCCCCCCAGGCAGCCUGAGCUGGAGCCCAGGAGCAGGAGGGGUCUGGUGGUCGAUCCCAGGGUCAGUGUCAUCCCAGAGGGCCGGGGGCCCGGAGACAGCAGUGAGGAGGAUGAGGAGACAGACUCUGACGGACCCAUCCUCUACAGAGAUGACGAUGAAGACGAGGACGACGAUCCACCAAGUGCCUUGGCCAGCCGUGUGACGAGGAAGGACACCCUGGCCCUGAAGCUGGAGCGGGAGGGAGGAGAGGGACAAGACGGAGUCGGCUGGCAGAGCAGAGAGCAGUGGGAGGCACUCAAGAACAAGAUCGGUACCACACUCAACAGGAGGUUGAGUCAGAGACCCACAGCAGAGGAGUUGGAGCAGAGAAACAUCCUUCCAGCCAGGAACGAAGCUGAUAUCAGGGCAGAGCGGAGCGAGAUCAAACGCAGACUCACCAGAAAGCUGUCCCAGAGGCCCACCAUAGCAGAGCUUCAGGCCAGGAAGAUCCUGCGUUUCCAUGAGUACGUAGAGUGUACCACGACUCAAGACUACGACCGCCGUGCAGACAAACCUUGGACUAAGCUCACUCCCUCCGACAAGGCUGCCAUCCGCAAGGAACUGAACGAGUUCAAGAGCUCUGAGAUGGAGGUUCACGAAGAGAGCAGGAUCUAUACCAGAUUCCAUCGGCCUUAGCUGUGCUCCCUGGCCCGGCUGCAGAGCAAGCACUUAAAUGCAAUACUGAGCCGCGGGGUUGCAGGAUUGCAAUACGGAGCACACAGACCCCUGGUGACUGCAAUUUCCACAGCCCCCUGUCCUGGCACAAGCCUGUUCCUCUCCUGUAAGGAACACUGUUGAUGGCUACAUCUGAAACCAUGGACUAGAGGUGUAUAGCCUCUCUAAACAUGGACUAGAGGUGUAUAGCCUGUCUAAACAUGGACUAGAGGUAUAGCCUGUCUCUAACCAUGGACUAUGGAUGUGGCCCCUCAGUCUAUCCAGUCAUUGUUAAAAUCACAGACUAGAAGUGUGGCCUAUAGAUAAACGACUUGCAUCUAAAACCAUGGACUAGGGAUUUGGCCUCUUGGUCAAACCACUUACUGUUAAAACCAUGGACUAGAGGUGACCUCCAUCGGUCCAACCCCUUGCAUAUGAAUCCAUGGGACUACUGGUACUACUGUACUCCAGCGUUGAUCUGCCUGACCAGACAACCCCACAGGGAGAGCUGGAGAAGAACUAGCUGGACGAGGUUUAGUGGUUUAGGCCUAUUUCAGCUGCCAUUUUGUAGAUUCCCUGUGCCAACACUGACUAUCAGAAUAGGAAGGACAAGAGGGACAGACGGCGAUUGUGACAAAGGAUGUCCUGUUUUGUUCCUCACAUCACCUCCAUUCUCUGUCGUUCCCUAAAGCAAGAAUGUUCCCAAGAGGCCUUUACUGUACCUGGUUUUUAGAGUUCCUUCAACACGUUGCCCUAUUUUUAAUUGAGAACAGAAAAUAAUUGUAUACGUACUGAUUGUUGAUCAUGACGAUGGUUAACAUUAGUACACGGUAGUAUUAAUGAUUUAAUGUUCAACUAAAUGUGAUACAGGACUUUGUUAGACUACAUGACGCUGGUGAAACCCUCAAACGUGUGUUUAUGGGUACCCAAUGGUACCGCCCUUAUCUCUAAUGGGACAAUACAUGGAGUGGUACGGAAACUGUACGGAGUAAAUGUGAAAUGGCUAUAGCUAGCCUACAUGUCGGUGAUGGGUUUAGUUGUCCAACCACAAGACAUUAGUUAAAUUGAAACUCAAAUGUAGUGUCUACUAGUCAGCUAUCUAGCUGUGUUACAUAGACCUUAUUCAGCAUCGCUCCAUUGUCCCCAUACACAAUGAUGUGCAUUUUAACUGCGUUCUGUUGAUUAUCUAAGUGAUUUUGUGACAGCCCAUAAUAUAAGCUGACUAAUCGUUUGUUCAUCAUAGUAAUAAGGAACCAUAUUGUUAAAAUGGACAUUUAAAGUAAAAAAUAAAUAAAAUAAAGAAGUUGUACAAUUUGAAACGUUAGAACUAAUAUAAUUUAAGACACAACCUAAAGCUUAACAUACACUAUAAUUAUUUAACGGUUGAUUUUGAAAGACUGCGGCAGGAACAUGGAUAUAUUUUUACUUCACAUUGUUACUCUGUGUAUGUAGGUCAUUGGUUGGCCUCAGCUGUAUAGACUUAUCCUGUAGAUUGAUUUAAUUGACUUUAUAUUAUGUCUUCCUAAUGUUAAAACAAAUUUGUUUUUAAAUGUAAUUAAAGCGUUACAACAGUGCUAUUUUCUAAUAAUGUUACAGAAGUUGGUACCGAAACAGGGUUCCCUUAUUUUACAAAUGUUUAGUUUUUUAUAAAGAGAUCUUUAAAAUGAAUUGCAAACCUACUGUAUAAAUGAAUGGUCAACUCUCACUCAAAUUAAAAUAAAUGGUUUAUCAUCCUAAA